Phaedon cochleariae (mustard beetle) is the source of this 520-nucleotide messenger RNA. The record is from the annotation of a GenBank genome assembly. Lineage: Eukaryota; Metazoa; Arthropoda; Insecta; Coleoptera; Chrysomelidae.
AAUUAUUUUUCAGCCUAUUCCUGGUUCGUAUCCUCCAGGCCAACCUCCUCCUAUGAACUAUCCGACAACGCAGGGACCACCACCGAAUUACAGAUUUCCUCCUCCUGGAGGAGCACCUCCUUAUAUGCCUCCAGGGCCUUAUAAUGUGCCACCAAGACCGAUGUUUGAUGCUAGUAGACCUCCAAUGAGUGGUCCACCACCCAACUUCAAUUCAAACUUUCCCCCUGGAUCUAGAGGUCAUAGAGAUUUCCGAAGAAUGAUGGAUAGACCACCAUCUGGGGUCAUCGACGACCCUUUGGCCGCCUUCAAUCGCCUCCUGCGCGAGAAAGACGAGCAGAAGCGUCGCGCCAAGCGCGGCUACCGGCGCGCCAGUUACAGCCGCAGUCGCAGCCGGAGCCGCAGCUACAGCCGGUCGCCGCCGCCGGCUGGCAGGAGGAGGGGCGUUGGUGGGGGCAGCAGGUCGCCGCGGCCUUUGCGGAGGUUGUCGCGUAGCCGGUCGCGGUCGUUCUCGUUGAGUCGG